ACAGGAGAAGAAGAAGAAGAUGGAACGUGAACGUCACGUUUGUGAACGUCAUUAAACCCCGCUCGACGUGUGCAUGCGUGAUUUCUGAGUGGGCGGAGCCAAAACCUGCAGACUUUUGGACGCUUGGACGGAAGAGGUGCAGCUGCGGCAGAUUGGCUCCCUCUUCAUCAAUCUGCAUCAUCAUGGGGAAUACAAACAACCACUCCUCAGGAGGAUCUCCUUUGGAUUUAUUCCAAACUCCUCCUUCGACACCGUCAGAGGCGGAUCUCUCCGCCUUGGCUUUGUCCAUCGUCUCCUCCAGGAAGCCGCAGACACCCUCACUAGACAUGGCCGCCACCACCUCUGCAGUUCCAGACUGGACACAGAAGCUGUCUCCACCUUCCGAGUGGGCUGUCAUAAGCGUGGACAGCGUCAUAUCUCCACACACAAACAUAAGUGAUGAAGUAACGGGACACGAAGACGACGACGACGAGGAGGAGGAGGAGGCGGCGGUUGGUCUGCCCAGCCUGACAUCAGUACCUGCGUCCAUGCCGUGUCCUUCGGAGCAGAGUUGGCAGGAGCGGGACAGCGGCUUGGAACCUCAGGCCGCAGCUGAGAGGUCCUCGGAGGAACUGACCCUGACCUUACACGGCCUGGUGGAGCGGUACAAGACCUCAAUGGGCGUCAGCCCCAGCACUUCUAUGGGAACUGAAGAACUGCUCCGACAUUUCAUAGCCGAGAGAGACAGACUCACCGACGAGGUCAACGGCCUGAGAGAGAUGCUGAAGACGGAGAGGUCGGAAUGGCAUCGGUUCCAGUGUGACAUGCAGAUUGCCGUGUCGGUGGCCGAUCGUCUACGAGCGGAAUCGGAGCAGGCCCUCACUGUGCUCCAGGGCAACCACAGGAGCGUGCAGAACCAGCUGGCUCAGGCGCACAGCAGACGGCAGGAGACGGAGAAAGAGCUUGAACGUCUGCGGUCAGAACAAAGGGACGUAUGCACGAGACUGUCCGCACUUGAAGGGCAGCAGCAGCAUCAUCAUCAUCAUCAUCACCAGCAGCAGCAGCAUAAACCAGAAAUAGAAGACAUAACAGCAGCCUGCGGAGAAAAGCCAGAGACACAAGGCUCUGAGAAGAUCUCUGAGAAGGUUCAAGGCCUGGAGACUCCAGAGACACAAAUGUCUGAGAAGAUCUCUGAGAACGUUCAAGGCCUGGAGACUCCAGAGACACAAAUGUCUGAGAAGAUCUCUGAGAAGGUUGAAGGCCUGGAGAUUGCAAAUGUUAUGGAGGAAGAUGAGUUGCCAAAGGUUAAAGGAGAAAAAGAGGAUCCUGAGAUGAAUGAUGAGAUUAGUGAAAAAGGCCUGCAGCUGACAGGAAAAGGUAUAGCGGAAGGUUACCUUCGAAGUUUGGCUGCACGGGAGAAGAAAAAAGAAGGGCGGAGUCAAAGUGAGCCAAGGAAGAUCGUCAUGUUGUCUGAAAGAUCUUGGAGUAUGUCACGUCUUCCACUGCCGGCUGACGCCAUGAAUAAUAAUAACAACACGAGUACAACGUUGCCGUUUUGCAAGAAGGAGGAGCCGACACGAGCGAGGAGGACCACCCACGGUGUGACGCGUGUGGACGGCUGCUCUAGCGUUCUUGCGGGUAAACGGUGUGGAAACCCAAAUUCAAAUACUACUAAACCUCAAGACAGAGUCCAUCCCGUGUCUCGGCGUCACGGCGGCUCCAGAAGAAACUCCCUGCUUUUUUGGUGUCAAAGUCGUACUCAAGGGUAUCAGAAUAUUGACAUCACCAACUUCAGUACCUGUUGGGAGGAUGGUUUGGCCUUGUGUGCCGUCUAUCACACCUACCUGCCCACUCGUGUUCCUUUCCACAGCCUCAACCCAGCAGACAAGAAAGGAAAUUUGGAGCUUGCUUUUAAGACAGGAGAGUCUGUUGGAAUCAGAGCCACUCUGUCCACAGAAGAGAUGCUGAAGUCAGGUGGUCCAGACUGGCAGAAGGUUCUGGGCUACGUGGAAAGCAUAUAUCAGCAUUUUGAGAAGUGAGGUACCAUCUCCUCUGCCUGCAUCAAGGCUGUUUGACUACUAGUAUGCAACAUUUUAUGGAUCCUACCUAGUGGAGUUUUUUUUUUUUUUUACCUUUUCUUUUUAAAAUUGCUCGUACUGCAAUAAGACCAGCAGCCAGAUUGUUGCACUGCACACUAAUAACUUUUUACAUGACAAUGAACUCAUUUCACAUUUCUUUUGGUGAGCUAUGAUGCACUGGGUCGCACCUACAAUUAUGUUUUAUGAAAAUUAGCACUUUAAUGACAACCCUUUUUGGGAUUGGAGCACUUUAUCUGUUAUGUAUCGUCUGCUGUGAUUGUCACAUUCAUUGUCUGCAUGCAUCCAAAGACAUUAAUCUAGUUUUAAUGUUAUGUUUUUCUAACCUGUAUUGUCUGUGAGGAAAAUUUUAGCAAGUGUUUGUCAUUUUUAAAAAAUCCAAUAUUGAAGUAGUUGCCUGAGGACUUUAUGCAAUAAAGAUAAUAUAUACAUAUUUA
Messenger RNA from Doryrhamphus excisus (bluestripe pipefish), 2512 nucleotides. RefSeq lists its product as uncharacterized. Gene Ontology annotation, molecular function: protein binding. The record is from RefSeq and is a predicted model, not a curated record. NCBI's taxonomy places the organism in Eukaryota, Metazoa, Chordata, Actinopteri, Syngnathiformes, Syngnathidae.